Messenger RNA from Papaver somniferum (opium poppy), 1401 nucleotides. RefSeq names its product pantoate--beta-alanine ligase-like. The coding region runs from base 302 to 1243 and encodes 313 amino acids. Gene Ontology annotation, biological process: pantothenate biosynthetic process. Lineage: Eukaryota; Viridiplantae; Streptophyta; Magnoliopsida; Ranunculales; Papaveraceae. The record is from RefSeq and is a predicted model, not a curated record. The transcript is spliced from 5 exons. Gene Ontology annotation, molecular function: pantoate-beta-alanine ligase activity.
UACCCCAAUUAAUCUGUGUAUCCCAAUCAACCAGGUAAAUUAUGGGUGGAAUUUUUGUUGCUCUAAAACCAGAGCCAAUUUAUCGCACUCGAUUUCCUCCCUGGAUUAAGAAGAUCAAAAGAGGAUAAGGUUCAAAAACCAAUCCAUUUUUUCCCGUCGAAGUUCUGAUCAGGAAUUAAGGUUAAUCGUCUUCUCUGAACCCUUCUCCUGCUCCAGUUAGGGUUUUAUUUGUUUAUCAGGUAUUGUUAGUGCACAAGUUGAAGAUUUUCAGUAGUGAACAAAGAAAGAAGCAGAGAAGGCCAUGGCAGAGAAAGAGAUAGAGAUAAUUACAGACAAGGAGGUAAUGAGAAAAUGGUCAAGAUCCAUGAGAGUUCAAGGCAAAACAAUAGGUUUAGUACCUACAAUGGGUUACCUUCAUGAAGGUCACCUUUCCCUUAUCAAAGAAGCGCAAAAGCAAGCACAAGUCAUUGCCGUCUCAAUUUAUGUCAACCCAUCUCAAUUUUCCCCUUCUGAAGAUCUUACAACAUAUCCUUCUGAUUUUCAUGGUGAUAUUCAGAAGCUUAAGUCGAUCCCUGGUGGUGGAGUUGAUGUUGUAUUCCACCCUCAAAAUCUGUACGAUUAUGGAGAAUUCGUUGAUAGUUGUACUAAUAAAGAAGAGAAGGAUAAAGGAGUGGAUUCUUGUAUUGGCAGAGAAGGGAAAUUAGGGCACGAAACGUGGGUGAGAGUUGAGAGAUUGGAGAAGGGAAUGUGUGGAAAAAGUAGGCCUAUUUUUUUCAGAGGUGUUGCUACUAUUGUUACUAAGUUGUUCAAUAUAGUUGAGCCUGAUGUUGCUGUCUUUGGCAAGAAAGAUUAUCAGCAAUGGCGAAUUAUUUGUCGAAUGGUACGGGACCUCGACUUUUCCAUUGAAAUAGUUGGUUGUGAUAUAAUGCGCGAUGCUGAUGGCCUCGCGAUGAGCUCGCGUAAUGUGAAACUAUCGCCUGAUGAGCGGGAAAAGGCCUUAUCUAUCAGCAGAUCACUCUCAAGAGCUAAAUCUGCUGCAGAGAAUGGUCAAAUUUCAUGUACAGAAUUGAGAAAUUCGGUAAUCCAAGCAAUUCUUGAAGCUGGAGGGAAAGUUGAUUAUGCUGAGAUUGUGGACCAGGAGUGUUUGGAAGCAAUGGAAAAAAUAAAUUGUCCAGUCGUGUUUUGUGUUGCUGCCUGGUUUGGGAAGGUUAGACUUAUAGACAACAUUGAAAUCAAUCACUGAUCAACCGUAGCCUGUCUAGUAUCUGGAUUCUGAUUAUAAAAAGAUGGAUCCUUAAGUAAGUUUAUGUUAAUCUUUUGCGUAUACCAAACUAGCAUCUCGGAUUGUAAUAAUGAUCCCUCAACUGUUAUACAAAAUUGCAUUUUGAGGCCAAUUCUUUA